Chenopodium quinoa (quinoa) is the source of this 924-nucleotide messenger RNA. RefSeq lists its product as uncharacterized. The transcript has 2 exons. NCBI's taxonomy places the organism in Eukaryota, Viridiplantae, Streptophyta, Magnoliopsida, Caryophyllales, Amaranthaceae. Bases 1 to 924 code for a protein of 307 amino acids. The record is from RefSeq and is a predicted model, not a curated record.
AUGAAAGAUCUUGGCAAAUUGAGCUCCUUCCUUGGCAUCUCUAUAUCUCAUCAAGCAAAUGGGAUGUUUCUUUCUCAAAAAUCAUAUGCUCAAGACAUCAUUGCCCGAGCAAAUAUGUCGUCUUGCAAACCAUCCUCGACUCCUGUCGACUCUAAGGCCAAACUCAGCACCACCUCCGGCCCACCAGUCGAGGAUCCCACCCUCUAUCGAAGCCUUGCAGGAGCCUUGCAAUAUUUGACUUUCACUAGGCCCGACAUCUCUUACGCCAUUCAAAAAAUUUGUCUCUUCAUGCAUGAUCCACGCAAAGAGCAUAUGCAAGCCCUCCGUCGGAUACUCCGAUACUUGCAAGGUACCCUCAAACUCGGGCUGCACUUGUAUCCAACUUCUCUUUCAAGCCUCAUUUCCUACACCGACGCGGAUUGGGGUGGCUGCCCCGAUACGCGCCGCUCCACCUCCGGCUAUUGCAUUUUUCUCGGGGACAAUCUCCUAUCUUGGUCUGCUAAAAGGCAACCCACACUUUCUCGCUCUAGUGCCGAAGCCGAAUACCGUGGAGUGGCUAACGUUGUAGCCGAGUCCUAUUGGUCACAAAACUUGCUACUAGAACUUCAAUGUCCAAUUAAGAAAGCUACGGUGGUCUAUUGCGAUAAUGUAAGUGCCUUGUAUCUCUCCGGCAAUCCCGUUCAACACCAACGCACAAAACACAUAGAAAUGGACAUCCACUUCGUUCGCGAAAAGGAACAGCCAGAGUGUGAAGGUGCUAUCGACGACAGUGACACAGCUUCUGCUUCUGAAGAUGCCCAACUGAUGGCAGAGUCUGAGGGUACUAUCGACGACAGCAACACAGCUGCUGCUUCUGAAGAUGCCAGACUGAUGGUGGAAAGACUCGCAGGGCAGGAAGGUGAAACGUCUGAUGGGAGUGAUUAA